UCAUAGAAUAAAAAGCAGGCCGUUGCCUCUCGACGUAAAUUUCAGUUGAAAAUUUGAAAGCGAAUUGGUCAUCCAAAGGUGCUGCCGAGACAUCCUUGUUAAGGCUCAGAAGGGCUCACUUGCUGCUUGAUACCAGCGAUUACAUCUGUUGUGCACCUAAAGAGAGAAUUGACCAGAAGCACUUGACGAGACGCAUUGAAUAUUAAGCAAAAUGCCAGCGGGUCGCGUGGCCGGAAAGGCCGGCUACUCCAAUCACUAUUACAACGGACGCUCAUACGUUGGCAUCAAUGAAGAAAUCAUGUGGGUCAGCAUUGGCAUGGGUGUAACUAUCGCCCUGCUCAUAACGAUUGCGCUGUGCUAUAUUGCGAGGGAGAAGUGCCAGAAGCGUCAGCGGGAAUAUUACGUGACCGCAUAGUUAAUGUAUGUUGCCUGCCACACACACCGAGCGGGGAGCGCGGAAGAAGGCAGAACGCACUGCAUCCUCCAAAUGGAUGUGGGUGUAGAAAAAAUGAAUAAACUGGAUGCCCUCUCAAUCACAGCGGCUCUGGCAAUGGCGCCCCAAGCAGCAGUAGCAGCAGCAGCAGCAGUCAACACUGACCCCUGGCAAGGACUAAGACUAGGACUAAGACAAGGAGCAGGACAACAACCAGAAGAAAAUGCAGAACCAGAACCACAAGCGGAAUCAGCCGUCACUAUCAUGAAUUGGACUGUUGUUGACGUUAGCGGUGCUCGCAGUUGGGGCUAACCGAAAGAAAACAUAACCCACCCACCAUCUGAAGAAAAUACCCACAGCGUACAUACCCACACACAUACACACACAUCCACACGCACACACAAUGAAUGCAUGGCAUUUCGACUUUUUUUUUCUUGUUGAUGUAAUCAAAAGUUUGUUGUAAGCAUGUAGAGCAGCCUUGCAGCUGUAUUACUUUAAAGUGAAAUUGUUACUUAAAGUUCCCAUACAUAGAUGUAUUUAUAUAUAUAAAUAAAUGGCAAAAACUUUA
Messenger RNA from Drosophila grimshawi, 1001 nucleotides. RefSeq lists its product as uncharacterized. The transcript is spliced from 3 exons. The coding region runs from base 212 to 415 and encodes 67 amino acids. The record is from RefSeq and is a predicted model, not a curated record. Lineage: Eukaryota; Metazoa; Arthropoda; Insecta; Diptera; Drosophilidae.